ACACAGCUGACGCUUGGACUGAAGGCUUCAGUUGUUGAACAAGCGAAACAAUCGUCACAGCGACUGGAAGAGGCUGAGCGUAUGCGGCAGAAUGCUGUUCAGGAGGCGGCGUUCUACCGCGCAAAGCUUGCGGCCCUUGAAUCGUCUUCAGAUCGAGAUGUUUCGCGUCUUGAGCGGGAGCGUAUCGCCGACCUGGAGCGCCAAGUCGCGAGCGUUUCCUUUGCGCAAGCAGAUCGUGAUCGUCGCAUCAAGGAACUCGAGGAUUCGCUUGUCCUGCAGACGACCCUACUGGAGCAGGCUGAGGCCAGGUCCGAAGAUAGCUCGAAGAGCGCUGGUAUGCUCGCCGAAUCGCAUGCGAAGGCUCUCCAGGAUCAGCAAGUUCUCCGUGACCGCUGUGAUAUCAUGGAGUCCACCACUCGCGAGCAAGCUGAUCAGCUUCUUGCGCACAAGUCUCAGUUCGAGCAACGCGAGGCGGACUAUAUUCAUGCGCAGACGCAGCUGGAAGAGCUCACACGUACUCGUGAGCAGCACGUUCGUGCACUAGAACAGGCGCAGCAUGCCGUCAAUGCCUCGUCUGCCCGUGCCAACGAGCUUGAGAAGCAGUACGAGCGCUCCCGCGACCAGAUUUCUCAGCUGGAAACUGACCUCAUCGAACUCCGCGGCGAGCUCGAAGCCCGCACAACUGAGGUCGAGACGGUUCGGAUACGCCUUGCCGAUGCAGAAAACUCAUGGGCGAAGUCAAGAGAGGAGGCCGACGCUUUCCGUGCCUUAACUACCGGUAGUCUUGGAAAGCUGUUGGAUUCCCACCGCGAUCUUCAGACCGACGAGGACCGUCUCACUCGCGGCCACGCAGAGAAGCUCACAGCACUCGAGGGCGAAGUAUCAUCGUUACGCGGUAUGCUCAGUGACGCCACGCGCCGCACGGAGGAUGCUCAGUCUGAGCUCAAGUCUGAACGCUACAAGCUGCACGACCUCGAAAUCGACAACUUGGCUCUUCGUUCUCAAAUUGUUGGCCUUCGUACCCAGCUUUCCAGCGCCCUUGCCGAUAGCGGUCGUCUUCGCAAAGACUUGGCUGUUAAAGACGCCGGACUACGCGAGAAAACGAAAGAUUUGUCGAACACCACCGUCAAGCUCGACAUGCUCCACAAAGUCCUUGCCGAGAACGGAAUGGUUGAAGGAGAAGACAGUGUGCGCAAUGGCGCUACUCCUUCAUCGCCUCGCAUCAACCAACUCGAAGAGCAGCUCGCUACUCGUAGCCGCAUGCAUGAGAGGGCGGAGCGCGAACUUCAGCUUGCUCUACAAGAGAAACGCGAUGCCGAAGCUCGAGUUGAGAGCUUGUCGGCUGAACUCGACCGCAUGCAAUCUCCCUCCAGGCGCAACACUGUCGAGGGUGACCGCGAUAGCCGUAUCCAAGAACUUGAGCGCAAACUCGAGGAAGUCGAGCAGAGUUACAAGGCACGCCUGCAGCAGCUCGAGGACGACUAUCAGCUGGCAGUCCAUUAUGUAAAGUAAGUGGUCUGGGUAUGUG
Messenger RNA from Phanerochaete carnosa HHB-10118-sp, 1528 nucleotides. RefSeq lists its product as uncharacterized. NCBI's taxonomy places the organism in Eukaryota, Fungi, Basidiomycota, Agaricomycetes, Polyporales, Phanerochaetaceae. The record is from RefSeq and is a predicted model, not a curated record. The transcript has a single exon. The annotation marks the transcript as partial.